UUUCAAGGACAUGGCGGAGGUGCAUACAGAUACGAGUGCGGAACACACUACCGAGGAUGAGUCUUUCGAUGUGAGAAAGGAACGUGGUGAAUUGCUUCAAACUCGCUGUGAAGAAAUAGAUGCAUAAAUGCCUAGGAAAUCAUUGGCGACGAAAAAGAGAAAAGGAAGGGGACCUACAAAGUCACUAGGAAAACACACCCUAAUGACUUUGGAGUACGAUCAUUUGGGGCAACCUUGUGGAAAAUGGCGUCAAAAGUAUGCCAUGCAAGUUGGCAUUUGCAUCCAUAAAGUCUCCAUUCUCCACUCACGGAAAGAGGUGCCCGAGGGGUUGAAGAAAUGUAUAUGGGAAGAUACUAUGAAUCAAUACAAUAUCGAAGAUGAUGAAGCCAAGAAGAAUGUGUUUUUUUCCGCGGUUGCCCAGAGAUUCAGAGAUUUCAAGGCUAAGUUAGUGUUUGGGUGGAUCAAUAUAAGCGGAGAAAAGUAGUGGGUACAAAGAAGAAGAACAUCUACGGCAGAGAAACACAAGCCGGUUCUGAGGCUUCACCGGAAACAUCAUCUACACCCUCCAAAUUACCAUAUCAGAUAUGGAGGAAUAUCGAACCUGAAGAGUGGCAAGCAUUUGUUGCCAAAAAAACCCCAGAAGUUAUUGUUCAUGUCUUGGUAGUUAUAUGAAAACCUGUUUUUUCUCAUAGAUGAGUGUCGAAUUGAUGAUUAAACUAGUGUAAUAAUUCUCAUGUUAGUUCCA
Molecule: messenger RNA, 745 nt
Organism: Beta vulgaris subsp. vulgaris (sugar beet)
Lineage: Eukaryota; Viridiplantae; Streptophyta; Magnoliopsida; Caryophyllales; Amaranthaceae
Exons: 2
Coding region: 128-484 (118 amino acids)
Source: RefSeq, a predicted model, not a curated record